AUGGUGUCGCUGAAAGACGUGAUUUCCUCCGGCUUCUUGCUCGACGAUGAGCUAGUCGUCUCCGCCAAGGUGCGCCUCGCGCCAUCGCCGCAGCUGAGGCUCCAUUCUGUUGGCGACCGUCUUUACUACAACGGGACAAGCCGGACCGUUGAGAGCGGCACGCGUCUGACUCAUGGCGCGCUCGGCGUGGUCGCCGGGCCGGGCGAAGGCGAGUAUUGGGGAGAGGGCCUGCAGCUGCGCUUUGGGGGAGGCGAGAGUGUCAGCUGCUACCUCGGCACGCUCAGCCGCGAGCGACCUCCGCCUCUACCUGGUGGGUUUGCACUGGACGACACCGUGUACUUCAGCGGCUCCUCAUCCUCCUUCGAGAACGGUGAGAGAGGCACAGUCGUCGGCCCUGCGACUCUUGCAUCACACAAGGGCAAAGGCCUCGCGGUGCUCUUCGACGGCAACAAGGGAACCGUUCAAGUCUUCCUCAACCAGCUCAGCCGGGAGCCCCCGCAGCUGCCCGGCGGGUACAAUGUCGGCGAUUCCGUCUACUUUUCUGGGACAAGCUGGUUCUUCGGGACAAGCGAGUUCUUCGCCGAGGGGGACAAGCUGGUGCACGGCCAGCGCGGCGUGGUCACUGGGCGCGUCGUCGGGGAGGAUGGCGACGUCGCGGUGAUGUUCCCUGGCAACACUGAGAGCAUCGAUUGCUAUCUCUCCGAGCUCAGCCCGGACCGGCCGCCGCCCCUGCCGGGGGGCUACUCGGUGGGCGAGCAGGUCUACUACACGGGUGGCGCGGAGAAGAAGAAGAAUGGGGACCGCCUCGUGUAUGGAGCGCGCGCCGUGGUUGCCGGGCCCGCUGGCGGCGACGACUACGCCGGGAAGGGGCUCGCCCUCCUGUUCAACGGCAACAAGAAGAGCUACGACAGCCUUCUCACCACCCUCACCCGGGACCCGCCCAGGCUGUCGGACGGGCACCGCCGCGGCGAUCGGCGGUUCUGCCGCGAGGAAGGGUUCUCACGGGACGAGCCCGGCGAGGUGGCUGGUCCUGCAAUGGACGAGCACGUCGGCAAGGGGCUCCAGCUGCGCUUCGCGGACGGUGCGCUCCGGGACUGCCGCUGGGAGGAUCUCAGCGAGCAGCGACCGGCGGUCAAUGCCUGGGAAUCGCCACUUUUGGAAUUGAUGCUUGCCCGCUUCAACACUUUG
Emiliania huxleyi CCMP1516 is the source of this 1188-nucleotide messenger RNA. RefSeq lists its product as hypothetical. The transcript is spliced from 3 exons. NCBI's taxonomy places the organism in Eukaryota, Haptophyta, Isochrysidales, Noelaerhabdaceae. Gene Ontology annotation, molecular function: protein binding. The record is from RefSeq and is a predicted model, not a curated record. The annotation marks the transcript as partial.